UCCAAGGCCGAAGGCAAGGCCCUCUUGUUGCUACCUCUGCCUUUUGUGUUUCUGAAUUCUGACCACGCUGAGGCCAUGAACAAUUCGAAACUAGCGCACUUGAGAUGGUAGAAAUCUGUGCAUCUGAAUCAAAAUCUGCAGACCUAGGCUAUGGCAUCGCUCGAAUAUAGUACGUGCUGAUGCCAGAUGUUGCGCCCACGAUUGAUGACUGUACAAUUAUGUUUUGUUGUUCAACAAGGGUAGCCAACCUAAAACAAAACAAAGCCAGAACUAGUAGCAUUCUCUGCACAAAAAGUUAUUGACAAGUAGCCAUGCACAUAUAUACUACCAGGAUGAUAUGAUCCACUACCAUCUCUGCACAGUUUUGUAAGCGAUUGAACCUAUUUGACCAACUGCUACACUAGCUAAGGCGGCACAAAUCCGUUUAUAAAUUAAGUAUAUUAUUAUUGUCAAAUAAGAAAGAGCACAGACGAAAGAGAAUCCUACUCGAUGUCAUGAGCCACGACUCUCAUCUGACCAUUUCUCUUUGUUAAUUUGAGCUAGCUUUUCUGAGGAUGUCACAGAAAGGAGGAGCCCUGAUUUGCCUAACAAACCAUAACAAUAUGAGAUAAGAUUUGAUGAGAUAACAAGAUCCCCUACACUAGUGCCGUAAUCCACUGCUGACACCUCUACCGCGUGACAAAGACCCUUGCUAAGCAAUAAUGACCAUGCUUUCACUGCACAAACUGAACGAGAGAAAAAAGGUUUAGGUUAGAUACAAGAAGCAAAAUAAUAAGCAUCCAAGAUGCAACAACCAAGAAAUGUACGAUAUGCUUGUCACGAGUCACAGACACAAAAGGACACCAUCCAAUUCAAUCAUAGUAGUAUUUGUUAACCCAAACAGGAGCUCUGGUCCACCUCAUCACCAUUUCUUAACUCUAGCUAGCUACAGCUCCUCUGCUCUAAUCCUCCAUCAGUGUCACCAUUAGCCAUUAGGUACCUCAGCUACAUUGCUAGUCUAGUUCCAAGUCACGAGGGCAGAGCAAAGAGGCCAAGAAAGGAAAGACUCGAGCUGGAAUGAAUGGAAUGGACAAUCCGCGAGCUUAAUUAGUUGGUAGCGAGGAGGUUCUUGGCGCGAAUCCUUGAGGCGCCUCGGGAGGGGAGGCGUUGGAUUGUAUGGAGAGCCAGCGGGUGGUGGUGGUCGUGGAGGACGCGGCCGCCGCCCGGGCCGCGCUGCAGUGGGCCGUCGGCAACUUCAUCCGCGGCGGCGACUCCAUCACGCUGCUCCACGUCUGCCCGCCGGCGCGGUCGCGGCGGAAGCGCCGCAGCCUCCGCCUCGGCGGGUUCCAGCUCGCGCUCGCGUUCAAGGACCUCUGCAACGGCAUCGCCGAGGCCAAGGUGGAGAUCGUGGUGACGGAGGGGGAGCUCGGGGAGACGGUGGUGGAGACGGUGAACCAGCUCGGCGCCACCACGCUCGUCGUCGGCCUGCACGACAAGAGCUUCCUCUACAGGGCGCCGAGCCCGUAUGUUGGAGUGAGGAGCAUGGGGUGCAGGGUCCUCGCCGUCAGGCAGCACGCCACCGCACGGGACGGCUUCUUGAACGCCGACCUCACCCAGAUCGAGACCAUAAGCUUGCACAUACCACCGCCUAAGAUCCCGUUCCCGAUGUUCACGCUACCAUUGGGCGUGAUAUGGAGACGAAGAUGGAAGAGGAGAAAGUGACACGAAGAUGGCAUGCAGGCAGGCAGGCAGGGAGCUUGGUUCAUCUGGAACAGCAGCCUGAGGCAUCCUGACGGGUACAUACAUACGUACACGCACACACAGAUUAAGGGACAGCAGCAGAUUGACUUGUAAUGACAGUAGCGGCACCGCAGAUGUAGAAGGAUAUACUCCAAUCUAAACCAUAUAGUGAAUCGACACACGAAUUAUGAAAAUUAUAGGAAUCACUCUCAUGUGCUUUUAUGUUU
Messenger RNA from Phragmites australis (common reed), 1946 nucleotides. RefSeq lists its product as uncharacterized. The record is from RefSeq and is a predicted model, not a curated record. NCBI's taxonomy places the organism in Eukaryota, Viridiplantae, Streptophyta, Magnoliopsida, Poales, Poaceae. The transcript is spliced from 4 exons. The coding region runs from base 1156 to 1701 and encodes 181 amino acids.